AUGGUAAGGCCUAUUAACAAAGUGAUGAUUGAUUUUAUUAAUACAUCAUGUUUGUCUGAGAUUUGCAGGAGUAGUAACCAGUUUUCUGGCCUGGUAGUAAGUUCUUAACAAUAAUUUAAUGGUCUGUAAAUUCCCCCUAAAAAGGAGAAAGGGUUAUGGCAGAUGGCUGUUACCUCAGUUUGUUUGCCUGUGAAGCCACAGGAAAGCUGAGUUUCGGGUGCAUUCUUCCAUUGAGUACAAAUAAUACAUCCGCGCUGUAGUCAAGGGCUUGGGACCAGGGAUCCUGUCUAGACAUUACAAAUGUGAGUCCCAGAUACUAUAGUAGAAAUGCAGUACACUGGCAGCACAAGAAUAAUUAUUAAACCCCCUUGAGCCUGCUUUCUCUUUUUACUGCCUAGGGUAUUUGUAGGCUGUCUUGCAGAUUUAAUCUAACUCUGUUUAGUAACGUCUGUAAAGCAGCAGUCCCCAGUGGACUCAGUGAAUUACCAGUAAUGCCUUUCGAAUUUUCCUUCAGCCUGUUUGGCAAAUUGACAAUGGCAUUUUAAACGUGCCGCCAAUCAUGGCAUUUACUCAAAUCCUGGUAUGCAGGUGGGGGUACAGAAUGAUGAUUUCUAUUUAUUUACCAGCUUUUCUAGACACAGGCCUGCCCAGAAGGAAUGUGCACGAACGGGACUCAGGUCCCAUGCGAGGAGCCAUCCAGACCCAAUCCCACAACCCCGUAAAGGUUGGCCACACCACCAGGGUUAAUGACCCCUACUCUUUUCAAAUAGUGACGAGGGUUCUUUUACGUCCCACAAGAACAAAUCAGUAUAAAUGUAUGAUUUCGGCACUGUUUCACCAACGUACUUAAACAGAAGUUUAGUUCAAUCUGUGGGGCAGACUAGGUAUUUGAAAAAUAAUAUUAUUACAUCCCUGCAGCACUGUCAUGAAGAGGCAGGGGCCAGGGGUUUCCCCCGGCUUCUAUGAACGUGGCCCUUAGUUACUUUCAUAGGAAAAUAGAGAGAAAAAUAGAACCAAAGGAAAUCCCUAGCUGUUUUAUUCCCUGCCUACUUGUAUUUACCCGGCAACUUGAAAUCUUAGUGGCAUCCCUGCAUCCCUGUACGUAAUAAAAUUAUGGGAAGUAUCACUAGAUAGAAAUUUUUUGUUUCCCUUGCCUAUUUUAACUUAGUUUAGUCAUGUAUGAAUUCUUGUUGCUAACCUUACUGUUUUCAUGACUUUUAUCAACAGUUGUCUGUAAAGAAUUGCUUUAUCAGAGGAUCAGUUGUAAGAUAUGUUCAGCUUCCAGCAGAAGAAGUUGAUACUUCACUACUACAGGAUGCAACAAGAAAAGAGGCAGCUCAAAACAAAGCCUAA
Messenger RNA from Porites evermanni, 1353 nucleotides. The record is from the annotation of a GenBank genome assembly. Lineage: Eukaryota; Metazoa; Cnidaria; Anthozoa; Scleractinia; Poritidae.